This is a messenger RNA of Ilex paraguariensis (yerba mate), 302 nucleotides long. Lineage: Eukaryota; Viridiplantae; Streptophyta; Magnoliopsida; Aquifoliales; Aquifoliaceae. The record is from the annotation of a GenBank genome assembly.
CUUAUAUUUUGGACUUUUUGUAUUAGACUUGUAUUGGGCUUCAUCUACUGAUUUUUCUUGGGCUUCAUUUUUUGAACCAAACCAAGUUUAUACUUCAACACGAACGGAGUUCAAGAAACUGUCAUGGCCAGGAGGCUUUGUAGUUCCACCAGAAUACUUCUUCAUCCACAAACAAAGAGCUAUGGAUGAAGACAAAUCGUUCAUAUGGAACAAUGUUGCCGAUGGGGACAUAAUUGAAGUUUUUCCUGGAUGGAUUUCGAGUGAGUAGUCACCUGUGGAGGUUCUAUCUCCAGUUCAUGAUC